This is a messenger RNA of Acomys russatus (golden spiny mouse), 1894 nucleotides long. It is a transcript of the gene Acp2, whose product is annotated as acid phosphatase 2, lysosomal. The transcript has 11 exons. Bases 45 to 1316 code for a protein of 423 amino acids. Gene Ontology annotation, molecular function: acid phosphatase activity. Lineage: Eukaryota; Metazoa; Chordata; Mammalia; Rodentia; Muridae. Gene Ontology annotation, biological process: dephosphorylation; lysosome organization. The record is from RefSeq and is a predicted model, not a curated record. Gene Ontology annotation, cellular component: lysosome.
GCCCAAGGCGUUCCGGCCCUUUUACUGCACAGCCUACAGCGGCGAUGGCGGGCAGACAGUCUGGUUGGAGCCAGGCGGCUCUUUUCCAGUUUCUUCUUGGCAUAUGCCUAACGGUGAUGCCACCCACACAGGCCCGGAGUCUGCGCUUUGUUACCUUGCUGUAUCGACAUGGAGACCGGUCACCAGUGAAGACAUAUCCCAAGGACCCCUAUCAGGAAGAGAAAUGGCCCCAGGGGUUUGGUCAGCUAACCAAGGAGGGGAUGCUACAGCACUGGGAGCUGGGCCAGGCUCUGAGGCAGCGCUACCAUGGCUUUCUGAAUACCUCUUACCACUGGCAUGAGGUUUAUGUGCGAAGCACAGACUUUGACCGUACUCUCAUGAGUGCUGAGGCCAACCUAGCUGGACUCUUCCCACCCAGUGAAGUUCAGCGCUUCAACCCUAACAUUUCAUGGCAGCCUAUCCCUGUCCACACUGUGCCCAUCACUGAAGACAGGUUGCUGAAGUUUCCGUUGGGCCCAUGUCCCCGUUAUGAACAGCUACAGAAUGAGACUCGGCAGACACCAGAGUAUCAGAACAGGAGUAUUCAGAAUGCUCAAUUUCUGGACAUGGUGGCCAAUGAGACAGGGCUUGCGAACCUGACCCUAGAGACCAUCUGGAAUGUUUAUGACACGCUCUUCUGUGAGCAAACACAUGGGCUGCUCCUGCCGCCCUGGGCCUCACCCCAAACCAUGCAGCAUCUGAGCCAGCUAAAGGACUUCAGCUUCCUCUUCCUCUUCGGGAUCCACGAGCAAGUACAGAAGGCCCGGCUUCAGGGGGGAGUUCUGCUGGCUCAGAUACUGAAGAACCUGACCCUAAUGGCAACCACCUCUCAAUUCCCUAAGCUUCUGGUUUACUCCGCGCAUGACACUACCCUGGUUGCUCUGCAAAUGGCACUGAAUGUCUACAAUGGGAAACAAGCCCCCUAUGCUUCCUGCCACAUAUUUGAACUGUACCAGGAAGAUAAUGGGAAUUUCUCAGUGGAGAUGUACUUUCGGAACGACAGUAAGAAGGCACCCUGGCCUCUGAUCCUGCCUGGCUGCCCUCACCGCUGCCCACUGCAAGACUUCCUCCGCCUCACAGAGCCUGUCAUAGCCAAGGACUGGCAGAAGGAGUGCCAGCUAACAAGUGAUACUGCAGACACAGAGGUGACUGUGGCCUUGGCUGUCUGUGGCUCCAUCCUCUUCCUCCUAAUAGUGCUGCUCCUCACUGUCCUCUUCCGGAUGCAGGCCCAGCCUCCUGGCUACCAUCACGUUGCAGACAGGGAAGACCAGGCUUGACAACCACUCAGUCCCCUUCCCUUUGCUCCUAGGGGAGGUUGGCUGAGUCUUCCUCCUGACUAUUGCUGAUCCCAGCCCAUGGACAGGAUCCCUGGGGCUUGGCCUCCCUAAUUACCUAAGCCCAAGUGAAUGGCUGAGGCUCGGCUGGGUGCAUGCCACCUGUGACUCACCAUCUCCACACCUGACGUUUACCGUGGACUAUGUGGACACUGGCUUUCUCCAGAUGGGAUUUGCCUCUUCUAUACUCCCUAAGGACUUGAGAGACAGAGAAGCGUUCAGGUUUCACUCAGGACCUGGGAUUAAAACCAAAAAACCCUAAGAAGCCAGUACUUGAUCUGCCUUGCUCUUCCACCAAGCCUUGCUCUUUGUCUUCUAGCCCACAUCUCUGGCAAAUGGCUUGGAGGAUAUUGUCCCUUAGUAACUUUUUAGAGGCAAAAACUGCAAAUCACUGAGAGGAUAAAAUAUGGCUAUCAAGAAACUGGGUCAUCGAACAGCAAAGUCCCCCCUUGGCGGAGGCUACCGUUAGUGUCAGCUGUUGGCUUGAGCAGGUGCCUCAGGCAGGUCUGAAAAUACCUGCA